Dovyalis caffra is the source of this 750-nucleotide messenger RNA. NCBI's taxonomy places the organism in Eukaryota, Viridiplantae, Streptophyta, Magnoliopsida, Malpighiales, Salicaceae. The record is from the annotation of a GenBank genome assembly.
AUGAGCAGCAUAGGUACAGGCUACGAUCUGUCCGUCACUACUUUCUCACCGGACGGCCGUGUUUUUCAGAUCGAAUACGCUGCUAAAGCCGUCGAUAACAGCGGUACUGUUAUUGGCAUCAAGUGCAAAGAUGGGAUUGUUAUGGGUGUGGAGAAGCUAAUAGCGUCGAAGAUGAUGUUGCCCGGUUCCAAUAGGAGAAUCCACUCCGUUCAUCGUCAUUCCGGCAUGGCUGUUGCUGGUUUAGCAGCUGAUGGGAGACAAAUUGUUGCACGAGCCAAAAGUGAGGCAACCAAUUAUCAGAGUGUUUAUGGCGAAUCCAUUCCCAUCAAGGAGCUUGCUGAACGUGUUGCUAGUUAUGUGCAUUUGUGCACUCUCUAUUGGUGGCUUAGGCCAUUUGGUUGCGGGGUGAUUCUUGGUGGUUAUGACAGAGAUGGACCGCAAUUGUACAUGGUUGAACCUUCUGGCAUAUCCUAUAAAUAUUUUGGCGCUGCUAUAGGGAAAGGGAAGCAGGCUGCUAAAACAGAAAUUGAAAAGUUGAAGCUGUCUGAAAUGACAUGCCGAGAAGGGGUCAUUGAAGUAGCCAAAAUCAUUUACAAGUUACAUGAUGAAGCAAAGGACAAGGCCUUUGAACUGGAAUUGAGUUGGGUUUGUGAUGAGUCAAAGAGACAGCAUCAAAAGGUUCCUGAUGAACUCUUAGAGGAAGCCAAGGCUGCAGCUAGAAUUGCACUUGAAGAAAUGGAUGCUGAUUAA